UGCAAUUCCUGCAGGAGUGCCAGGCGGCAUGGGGGCAGAGCAUCCCCGGGUGGAGUGGCGCGAGUCCCGACUGCAGCAGUGCCACGGGCCUCACGUGCGACCCCUCCGGCAUGAUCGUGGCCCUGCAACUCCGGAACUACAAGCUGGGAGGUCAGAUUCCAAAAUCCCUCAGCAGCCUCGGGAAGGUCACUUAUCUCGAUCUUGCAAGCAACCAGCUGCCAGGCAGCAUCCCUGCCACCAUGACUGCCCUCAGCCUUCUGAAAUAUCUGUGGAUAUUCAACAAUACGCUCUCCGGCUCUAUCCCGGCUGGCAUUGGCUCACUCACCAGCGUGAUCUCCCU
Closterium sp. Naga37s-1 is the source of this 340-nucleotide messenger RNA. The record is from the annotation of a GenBank genome assembly. NCBI's taxonomy places the organism in Eukaryota, Viridiplantae, Streptophyta, Zygnematophyceae, Desmidiales, Closteriaceae.